AUGUCUGGCAUCCUCUCACAAGUACCCGUGGUCAAUCGACUAUUGGGGCUUUAUUCUAACCGCCAGGCGAUCAAUGUACCCUCUGUUGAGAUUCAUCACAUUGAGACAGACCCGGACAAACGGGCAAGAUGUCUGAAGCAUCUAAUCAAGGCAAAUCAUGCCAACUACUCCGUCGUCUAUCACAAUCUUCAAUACGACAAUCACAACUCUCACAUUCUUAGCUCUGCAUAUCUAUUAGGAGCAAGUAUUUCUCAGAUGAACGACAUCUAUGACAAGGAAAUUCGAGAACUGGACCCAUGGGUACCUUCACCCGCCGAGCUUGGCGAAGAUGACUGGGAACAACACAGAGGCGACAAGAGAUUCCAGCGUGCUUAUGUGGACUUCUUUGAAGACAAAUUUGUUAUGCGAUUCAAAUAUGACUGGCGCCAGGAGAUGCAACACUAUCUGUUCACUGGCGAUGAACCUUUAUUCCAUGGUCUGAUCUGUGGUCUUGGACAUCCCCUUAUCCACUUGGGCUAUGCUUUCGAGAUGGAUUGCAAGGAACUCGCUAUGGAAGCUUUGGGACUGGCUUGUGUCCAGUACAACUUUUUCCACAAGUAUCUCGAUAGUUCGUCAUAUACCAAGCAAGCGCCUUUCAAUUCGGCAUCACCACUAGAUCUUCUCACCAAAUUGGCCAAAGAUAGUCGAUUCGACUCCAUCAGCCCUGACCUAAGCGACAUGGAAGAACUCUUUGACAAGCAUGAGGAUAUCAUUCUGGAAUACUGGAAUGCAUGGGAGAUUAAUGAUCCCUUGAAGCAAUUUGAGUUGUCCCAAGAAGCUGCGGCUGCUCUUCUCGUUGCGACAGUCAAACCAGGCACCCAUGCAUUCAAUUUCCUGCUUGUACAUCUGCUAACAACAAGCCAUGCUGUUCGAAUUUUACUUCCGUUCAUCCCCGAGAAAUACCACAUUACUCUUGUCCGGGAGUGGUGGUUACUUGUCUUAGGAAUCUUCAUUGUGAAGGGCCGGCCUCUUCCUGAUCCGGACAAUGUCGAUAGCGAUGCUAAACAGCGAGGCUGGAAGUAUGUUGAGGACAAGGCUUUAAACUCGGACUGGGCCACUGAUGCUCACUACGUCAAGGCAAUUCGUGCUUUGAAGGAAGCAUCCAGGACAUGGGGUGAUGUUCACGACCGCUACCUCCUGGCAGCCCUUACGUUUGUUGACAACUUUCAAGGUUGGACAUUUUGA
Messenger RNA from Fusarium pseudograminearum CS3096, 1224 nucleotides. RefSeq lists its product as uncharacterized. NCBI's taxonomy places the organism in Eukaryota, Fungi, Ascomycota, Sordariomycetes, Hypocreales, Nectriaceae. The coding region runs from base 1 to 1224 and encodes 407 amino acids. Gene Ontology annotation, molecular function: oxidoreductase activity. The record is from RefSeq and is a predicted model, not a curated record. The transcript is spliced from 3 exons.